This is a messenger RNA of Osmia bicornis bicornis, 732 nucleotides long. It is a transcript of the gene Arpc5, whose product is annotated as actin-related protein 2/3 complex subunit 5-C. Gene Ontology annotation, biological process: regulation of actin filament polymerization; Arp2/3 complex-mediated actin nucleation; cell migration. Gene Ontology annotation, cellular component: actin cytoskeleton; Arp2/3 protein complex; cytoplasm. The transcript is spliced from 3 exons. Bases 80 to 553 code for a protein of 157 amino acids. Lineage: Eukaryota; Metazoa; Arthropoda; Insecta; Hymenoptera; Megachilidae. The record is from RefSeq and is a predicted model, not a curated record. Gene Ontology annotation, molecular function: actin filament binding.
GUAAGAUGCGAAGACCAAUGCAAUGCGUUAGUUGAUAAGCCGGGCGUGAUCACGAUAAAACGUCAACCACACAGUGAAAAUGUCAAGGAACGAUGGUAAAAAGGACUCGUCAGCAUCUGCGUUUAGAAAAAUCGACGUUGAUCAGUAUAGUGAUAAUAAUUUCAAAGAGGAAGACGCUGACGGAGGAUUGGGAGGACCAACCGGUCCAGACGAAAAUGAAGUUUUGACACUUCUUAGCCAGGGUAAGAAUGCCGAAGCUUUGAUAUCAGUAUUAAAAUCUGCACCACUUGGAUGUAAAAAUCAACAAGUUAAGGACAGUGCACGGAAUUUGACACUGAAGGUUCUUCUAAGUAUAAAAUCUAAUCAGAUGGAAGAUUGCUUAGCACAAUUAGAUCGGGACUUAGUGGAUGUUUUAAUGAAAUAUAUUUAUCGAGGAUUUGAAAUUCCAACAGAAGGUAGCAGUAGUCAUUUAUUAAUUUGGCACGAAAAGGUAUACAACGUAAGUGGUGUUGGCAGUAUUGUAAGAGCAUUUUCAGACAGCAAACGUGCUUGAAAUUUUGUAUAUUUUCCUUUUAAUGUUCAUUACAACAAUUACCAUUAAUCCUUACUGUUACUCAUUGUCAUUGUUAAUACAAUGAAGAUGUAGAUAGCCAAGUCAUUCAAUUUUCUAUGUGGGAAAUACAACACACUUGUGUACAUUUGUUAUCAAUAAAGUAAUUUUUAUUUCUUAUA